This is a messenger RNA of Anolis carolinensis (green anole), 3453 nucleotides long. It is a transcript of the gene mettl4, whose product is annotated as methyltransferase 4, N6-adenosine. The record is from RefSeq and is a predicted model, not a curated record. Lineage: Eukaryota; Metazoa; Chordata; Lepidosauria; Squamata; Anolidae. The transcript has 9 exons. The coding region runs from base 343 to 1782 and encodes 479 amino acids. Gene Ontology annotation, cellular component: cytosol; nucleus. Gene Ontology annotation, molecular function: RNA methyltransferase activity; site-specific DNA-methyltransferase (adenine-specific) activity; nucleic acid binding.
GACGUAAGGUAUAACCAGAUGCCAUGCGCAGGCUCUCCAGCCAAGGAGGCGCCAAUAGCGUCUCGUCAGGUGGUUUUUUCUCUCAAUCUGAAGGGAGUCAACAGACCCUAAUUCCCUUAAAGGCACUUGAGGCCGUUUGAUCUUGGAAGCUAAGUGGGGUCAGCCCUGGUUAGGGCUCGGGUGGGAGACCGCCUUCAAACACCAUUGUGCUGUAUUUGAGGGAGGCAAAACUACACCCCUGAUCCUUCGUUGCCUAAGAAAACCCUUUGAAUGACAUUCAGGGGAUCAAAGAGAAUAUUGCUUUAUGCCAACUUGGAAUAAUAAUGUCUUGAAAAGCAGACAAUGUCCAUUCUGUGUAGUCUGCCAGCUGGGUGGCUACUGGACCACCUCUCCUUCAUAAAUAAGUCUGGCUACCAAUUGAACCAUUCCCAAAACUGUUCUGGCUUGGUCUUUUCGAAUGAUGCAUACAGUGCUGCUUCAGAUGCAGAUGUUACUGGGACCACAAUCCUGGAUAUUGCAGGUCCUGGUAGAAAAUAUCCUGUUUCUGAGAUGAAGGCUUCAGGUAAAGAAGCAUCUCAAAAGACGUAUGUGUUCCGGGAAGAGUUUUUUAAUAUGCUGAAGCCCCAUAUAUCAGUAAACCUUCAAACAGAAUUGCAGCAAGGGAACUCUGAGGUCAAUCUAGAAAAUAAUGGAUCAAAACCACAGGAAAGAGCCAAGAAUGAGGAAUUCCAAGUCUUUACAGCUAAAGCUAAAAAGAAACGGAAAAGAAGCAGUGAAUUGAACCAUGGUGAGCGUGAUGCUUUGGAAUAUCAUUUAAAGAUCAGUGGUGUGAUUUUGGAUGGUACAAAGAGUUUGGUUCAGGAGGCUCUCAGAAGUGGCUUCUUGCGGUCUGCUUCCACUGAACAGUUUUGUGCUAAGACUCUUGUUGCAGGAGGCCAUGACUGUAGUUUAGCUGAAUUAUGUGAGAUGGCAAAGCAGUUUCACCCAGUGACUGAAGAUGAACAAAAAACUCUAUGCAGAAUCAACAAGGGAGGUUGUCUUCCACAACAAGUUCAGCCUUCAUGUAUUACAGAAAACACCACAAACUAUGCAGAGAUUAUAAUGCUAAUGGGCGAGAAGUAUCUGUUUCCUCCCAAAAGUGCAUUUCUUUUGUCUGAUGUUUCCUUUAUGCAGCCUCUUUUGGACUAUAAAAAAAAGUUUGGCAUCAUUGUGAUAGAUCCGCCAUGGGAGAAUAAAUCUGUUAAAAGAAGUAAUAGGUACAGUUAUUUGUCUCAUUCACAAAUCAAGCAAAUUCCUGUGCCGGCCCUGGCUGCUCCAGGUUGUCUUGUGGUUACUUGGGUGACUAACAGACAGAGACACCUGCGUUUUGUGAAAAAUGAACUUUAUCCCUACUGGUCUGUGCAUGGAGUGGUAGAAUGGUUCUGGGUGAAAAUUACAAGGUCUGGAGAGUUUGUAUUUCCAUUAAAUUCUUUUCACAAGAAGCCUUAUGAGGUUCUUAUACUGGGUCGAGUCCAGGGAAGUACAGAUAGGCCAUUAAGGAUUUCAGAAGAUAUAGUGCUUCCAGAAAUUCCAGAUCAAAAAUUAAUUGUCAGUGUGCCUUGCACCCUUCACUCACAUAAGCCUCCUCUUGCAGAUGUUUUGAAAGAAUAUGCCAAGCCAGAGGUCAACUGUUUGGAGCUGUUUGCUCGGAAUUUGCAGCCUGGGUGGACCAGUUGGGGCAAUGAAGUUCUCAAAUUUCAGCAUAUGGAUUACUUCACUGCUUUGCAGGAUAAGACUGACUAAUUGUGAAUAAAUUAAUCUUUGGAUUGUGAUGGGCAUGUUUAGCUUCUGUGACGUUAUCUUUUCCAUUACUGUUCCAUUUGUAAAACAUUGUGAAAGAACAAACAAUCAGCAUGAUACUUUUGAACAUUUGUGAUACCUUCAGAUAUUUUCUGUAUCUUGAUCCCUAUAUGUCUUCUCCUUGACAUUUUGAGUCAUCACGUGGAAACCAGUCAUUUGGGCCACUGCAUAAAUCACAGCCAUCAGAAAUGGAUCAUGUCCUCUGAAAUUCAUUGCUUAUCUGUGAAUUAGAGCAUAUUAUGUGUGGAUUUUUUCAAAUAAUGGUCAUAAAAUAAUGUGUGAUUGUAUUUUUGAAUGUGUUAGCCAUGUUUAAAUAUAAUGUACUGAUAAUAGAUAGCCCUCUUACUAACUCUUAGCUGCAUUCUAAAUGUUUUGAAAAGCAUUGAACAUGAAUAUUUCUGAAUAAUAACUAUGUGCAGUGGCCCAGGAUAGCUGAUGGUGGACCACAAGACAAAGGACCAUGUAAAGCCCUGGAGAGAAAUCUGCCCAUGUACUGAACAAUAAAAUCCAGUCUGUGUUGUAUGUAUUAUUCCAAAUUCGCUAUACAUUGCAACUUCAGUCUUCAAAUCACAAACAGUAUAUUAGCUAAAGGUUUUCCCCUGACAUUAAGUCGUCUCCGACUCUGAGGGUUGGUGCUCAUCUCCACUUCUAAGCCAAAGAGCUGGCGUUGUCAGUAGACAUCUCCAGGGUCAUGUGGCCGGCAUGACUGCAUGGAGUGCCGUUACCUUCCCUCUGGAGCCAUAUCUAUUGAUCUACUCACAUUUGCAUGUUUUUGAACUGCUAGGUUGGCAGAAGCUGGGGCUAACAGUGGGAACUCACCCCGCUCCCCGGAUUCAAACCGCCAAUCUUUUGAUCAGCAAGUUCAGCAGCUCGGUGAUUUAUUAUCUCUAUGUAUUUGUAAUGCCUAUGGUGUACUCAGAAUUGGAAGUUGCAAGGGUGGAUUGCCCUUUCAAAACUCUACUUUUGUCAUUAGUCUCAUUAUCACAUUGUUGUUUUAUUUGCAAACAUUACUUUGAGAGUUGUUGCUUAUGAGAUAUCAAAUAAUUACAAGGAUUUCAAAGUAUCUAAAAGAUGACUAAUUUAGCUAAUGUCAGUCAUGAGAAUGUCACAUUGAAAACAAUUGUCAUAAAAAAUAGGUUUCUUAGUUGCAGUGGGAUAUCAUCAUGAUUAAAUUCAACUGGAUUUAUAUUCAGAUGAACACUUAUAUUUGAACAAUCCUUUCCUUACUAAUGCACAAGAGUUUAAUUUCAUAGAGAGUAUAUUUUUCUGAUAUGUAUGUGUGUGUGUGUUUUUUAAAAGAUUUGUUACAAUGGUUACUGCUGUAAUUAAAUUAUUUUUCAAAAUGAUAAACUACGUAUGUUCUCCUCUCCCCUAAGGGUUUGCUUUAAAAAUGCUCUAAUUAAAAUUGCCAUGUGUUUGCAUGUGCAACUGACAGACCAGAGAUAUUUGAAGAAAUAACCAUUAUUUAACAGAGUGCAGAAUAAAUCUUGCUGUGCUACAAAUUAGAUAAACUCUGGAUUGCUUGGUGUGCUGUUAAAUUUUUAAACAAGACCUGGAUGUUCACAAAUAGACUUUUUUUAAAACUUUCAUAUUAAAAAAUCAAUUUCAAAAAUA